AUGGCGAUGCGGACUGCGACGACGGUGGCGGCUGCCGGUCCCCGGGGGCUGAGAUCGCUAUUCUCAACCCUUUCUACCAACUUCCCUUUCCCUUCACAAACCGCCAAUCAACCGCAGAGGCCGCAAGCUGAACCUUCUACCAACCUCUUCGUAUCAGGUCUUAGCAAACGUACGACUGAUGAAGGACUUAAAGAAUGCUUUGAAAAGUUUGGUGAAGUUGUUCAUGCUAGAGUGGUCAAAGAUCGUGCUUCAGGUUGGUCAAAGGGGUUUGGUUUUGUACGAUAUUCUACCCUUGAAGGAGCUGCUGCUGGCAUAGAGGGCAUGGAUGGAAAGUUUUUGGAUGGUUGGGUUAUAUUUGCAGAGUAUGCAAGGCCAAGAGAUUCUCCUCCUCCUCCUCCAUCACCACCUUCUACCUAUGGAAACAGUCAAUAUGAUGACAACUGCUUCGAAGGAGGAUGGAAGCAUCAAAAUCACAUCUUUAAUCCCGAAAUGAAAGAGAUACUCCACCUGCCUAUCCUUCAUUACAUCCAUCAAAGUGAUUCUCCAAAACCCUCGAGCGAUUUUAGUUCGAAGCUCAAAUUGAGGCUUCUCAUAUCUGACCAUAGUUGGGAAAGCGAGAUGACAACUACUUUGAAGGAGGAUGGAAGCAACAAAAUCACAUCUUCCCAAAACGAAAGAGAUAGUCAAUCUGUCCAUCCUUCAUUACCUCCAUCGAAGUGA
Lactuca saligna is the source of this 720-nucleotide messenger RNA. NCBI's taxonomy places the organism in Eukaryota, Viridiplantae, Streptophyta, Magnoliopsida, Asterales, Asteraceae. The record is from the annotation of a GenBank genome assembly.